UCCCCGUGUCCUCCCCCAUCCCGGGGUCCCGCCGCGCCCCGCGGUGCCGGGUAUUCUCGGGCGGUAACGGAUCAACAUCGGCCGCACUGUUAUUGCUGGAGAAUACGCGGAGCCGAGGGGACGCCCCCGCCUCGGGACCCCGGGAACCCCCCGGGACCCUUCGGGACCCGUGAGAAACCUGGGAACCUUCAGGACCCCCUGAGAAACCCUGGGAACCUUCGAGAUCCCGGAAAAACUUGGGAACCCCCCUGGGACCCUGGGAACAAACGCAGAGCCGAGGGGAUGCCCCCACCUCAGGACCCUCAGGGGAGACGUGUGUACCCUCGUGUGACCUUCGUGUGACACAUGUGUACCCUCAUGUGACACAUGUGACCUUCAUGGGACACGUGUGCACCCUCAUGUGACAUGCGUGUCCCCUCGUGUGACCCUCAUGUACCCACAUGUGACCUCCCAAUGUGCAGGGUCACAGCAGAGCCCAGAUCACAUCACCACACGUGAGUUUGUGCAUGUGUCUGUAUGUCUGUGCAUGUUCAGAGCACACGUGUGUGCAUGUGCCCAGGGUAAGUGAGCACAGGUGUGUGUGCACGAUGACGGGUUUGCACAAGGGUGUGUUCCCACGGGCGUGGGUGUGUCCGUGUGCACACGAGGGUGGACUUGCACGAGGAUGGGCGUGUCCGGGUGUGUCCGUGGGCGUGUCAGUGGGCGUGUCCGAUGAGCGAUGGACAGUUCCACCUGGCCGCGCCCGCGCGAAAAGGGGCGGAGCCACGGCUGUCACUAGGAGACAGGACAGUGCCGGAUUGGCGGCACGAGCGGCCAAUGGGAACCGCGCUAGGGCGGGGCGGCGGGAGGGGCUCUGAGGGGAGAUCUGUCAUGAUUGGCUGAGAGGUGGCGGGCGGGAACAACGCCGAGGGGAACUCCGCCCUGAUUGGCUGAGGUGCGCGCGCCGUCGUGGGUGGGAACAUGGCUGAGCGGAUCUGUAAUCGGAUUGGCCGAUCCGCCGUGGCGGGAACAGCGCCUAGAGGAAGCCCCUCUCCAAUUGGCCGAGCGCGGCCGAGAAGCGCAGCUGAUAGGCUGAUUGCUCUUUGCCGCCGUACCCGCGCGCGAUGGCGGCGGCGCUGGAGCGGGCGCUGGGCUCGGCGGGGCCCGGGACGGGCCCGGUGCCCGGCGUGCCGGAGGUGUCGGAGCCGGUGCUGGUGCUGGGCCCGGCGGGCUCGGGCCGCACGGCGCUGCUGCUGCAGGCGGCGCUGGCGGGCGGCGCCCAUGGGCCCCGCGUGCUGUUCCUGGCGCCCAGCGCGGUCCCGCGGCUCCCGAACGGCGGCGGCGGAACAGGCACGGACUCCAGAGCGCUGCAGCGCCUGGAGCUGCGUUACCCCCGUUCCCGGGGGUCCCUGUGCCGUGAACUGGGGGCUCUGUCCCUGCACCCCCCGACCUGCUACUGCUGGACGGGCUCGAGUGGUACUUGGGGGAGUCCCGGGGCGCUGCACCCCCUGGCCACGCUGCUGCUGGAGACCACCCGCCCCCCCCCCCGGGGCCACCCCCGAACCUCCUCCCAGGUGGUGGCGGCGCUGCGCCUGCCCCCCCCGCCCCCCACGUGCUGCCCACCCUGCGAAGGUUCUUCCCCCCGCUGCCUCCUGAGCCCCCGGCCCGGGGGGCUCGUAGGGGUCCGGCUGAGCCGCCCCGGGAGGCCCCCCAGCACUGGAGGCUCCGCUUGGACUCCCACGGGGAGGGGGGCAAGGAGGAGCAGGAGGGCAGUGACACGGAGGAGGAGUGGGGAUGACACCCCCCCCGGCACGGGGCACAUGGACUGAUGUGACACACCCCCCCGGUGGGUGACAAGGACUUGAUGUCACCCCCAAAAUGGGUGACAUGGACCCGAUGUCACCCCUCCCGCAGGUGACACAAACCACACGUCACCCUGUCCCUGAACGCUUUGGGGUGGCCCUGCCACCGUCCCCCGUGACGUGGGGGCACAGGCGGUGACAGGGCUCCAGGUGUCCACUGGGCCCCCCGGUGCCAUCUGGGGGCUCCUGAUAAGGGUUAUCAGCCCCCCCCACCCGGCCCUGAGCACCCGCCACCCCCAGGGCCCCAUGUGUCCCCAAGUGCUGCUCCAAGCACUCCCAGUUCCUCCCAGUGUCUCCCCAUUGCCCCCCAGUGCUCUCCCUAUUACCCUCUGGUGUCCCCCAGUGCCCUCCCAGUGUCCCCAUUGCCCCCCCAAUGUGUCCCAGUGCUCUCCCAGUUACCUCCUGGUAUCUCCCACUGUCCCAGUACCCCCAGUGUCCCCAGUCUCCCAUCCCAGCGCUCCCAGUUCCCCCCAGCGGGUGGGGCCGGCCAUCAUUUAUUGUGUAUUUACUGUACAUUUAUUGUCCAUUUCCAGUAUAAAAACAUUAAAAACCCAAAGCACAGGAAA
Molecule: messenger RNA, 2407 nt
Organism: Chiroxiphia lanceolata (lance-tailed manakin)
Lineage: Eukaryota; Metazoa; Chordata; Aves; Passeriformes; Pipridae
Gene: SWSAP1
Product: SWIM-type zinc finger 7 associated protein 1
Exons: 4
Coding region: 1104-1808 (234 amino acids)
Source: RefSeq, a predicted model, not a curated record